This is a messenger RNA of Asparagus officinalis (garden asparagus), 1319 nucleotides long. Its product is annotated as GDSL esterase/lipase At5g45960. The coding region runs from base 57 to 1148 and encodes 363 amino acids. Gene Ontology annotation, molecular function: hydrolase activity, acting on ester bonds. Lineage: Eukaryota; Viridiplantae; Streptophyta; Magnoliopsida; Asparagales; Asparagaceae. The transcript is spliced from 5 exons. The record is from RefSeq and is a predicted model, not a curated record.
ACCACAUAAUGACAUAAUGACACUCACAUAAUUCUCUUUCACCUCCAACAAUCAAAAUGAGCAUUCUUACUUUAUCCUCCUCCUUCCUUCUUCUUCUCCUCCUCCUACUGAAAUUGAGCUUGCAAGCUCAAGCUCAGACCAACGCCCCGAAACCGAUGAAUCCGGUCUCGGCCGUCUUUGCUUUUGGGGAUUCAACAAUGGAUCCGGGCAAUAAUAAUUUUAUUGCCACAGCAUUUAGAAGUGAUUUCCCUCCUUAUGGGAGGGAUUUCUUUACUCACCUGCCAACAGGGAGGUUUACUAAUGGGAAGCUUGUCACUGAUUUUGCUGCUUCUUAUGUGGGAUUGAAGGAGGAGUUGCCUCCUUGCUUGGACUGGUCUCUUGGUAUUGAUGAGUUGAUGACUGGAGUGAGCUUUGCAUCGGCUGGAUCAGGGUUUGAUCCCCUAACAGCACAAAUAGGGUUGCAGGGAGUGAUUCCCAUGCCUCAGCAGCUUAAUUACUUCAAAGAUUACCUUAACAAGCUUGACUUCACAAUUGGAGAAGAUAAAAGAGCAGACAUUAUCAAAAGAGCCAUCUUUGUUGUAAGUGCCGGUACUAAUGACUUCAUCAGUUACUCAACUCUCCCUCUUAGGCGCCAAUCUUUCUCCAUAGAAGGCUAUCAAGGCUACAUACUUCAGAAUCUGAGAGUAUUGUUACAGGGUUUAUGUGAUCUUGGAGCAGAGAGAAUUGUGGUAGCUGGACUCCCUCCAAUUGGUUGCUUACCAGUUGUUAUCACAUUGAACUCGAAGGAUGGCAUCCAUGAUCGAAGCUGCAUUGAGCCUGAUAAUGCAGUAUCUUAUGACUACAACAGGAAGCUUCAAGCUCUGCUUCAGGGUUACUCUACUUUGAGACAAGUUCGCAUUAUCUAUGCAGACAUAUAUAAUCCUCUUUUCGAACUAAUUCAGAGUCCAACUAAAUAUGGUUUUGAGAAUUCAGAAGAAGGCUGUUGUGGAACAGGAUUGGUUGAAGCUUCAUUCCUGUGCAAUCCCAAGUCUCUUGUAUGUCUCAAUGCAGCCAAAUAUGUGUUUUGGGAUUCUAUCCAUCCGACAGAGAAGACAUAUUACUACAUAUUCAACAGUUUAAGAGUGAUGAUAGAUCAGAUGCUUGCUUAAGAGUACUUAUUAGUCUUUAAAAAAAAUUUACACUUACUAGAGGUGGUGCUUGCAUUUGUGUUCUUCUAGCUAGUAGUAGGGAUAUUGGUCUUGGUGCAUAAUGUUUUUUCUGUCUGUGAGACCGUAAUGCCCUUGUAUACAAAGAAGAUAAAUAAAUAAUGUACUUUAUCA